Kwoniella botswanensis is the source of this 3030-nucleotide messenger RNA. RefSeq lists its product as uncharacterized. The record is from RefSeq and is a predicted model, not a curated record. Gene Ontology annotation, biological process: regulation of DNA-templated transcription; DNA-templated transcription. Bases 1 to 3030 code for a protein of 1009 amino acids. The transcript is spliced from 5 exons. Lineage: Eukaryota; Fungi; Basidiomycota; Tremellomycetes; Tremellales; Cryptococcaceae. Gene Ontology annotation, molecular function: DNA-binding transcription factor activity, RNA polymerase II-specific; zinc ion binding; DNA binding.
AUGGCAUCAAUGACCGCUUCGCCCAUCCCAUCAACUUCCACUCCGGUGCUAGCUCAUCCCCGGAUAACCUUGCGACCAUCAUCAUCCACUGGAUCAGCCUCUGCGCGAGUCACACCGACGCCAUCAAGACAGGAUUCUGAGGAAGACGAGCUUCAAGAUGAUGAGAGGCCUUCACCAGCACCCUUGGCAUCAUCAACAAGUCAAGCUCAGAAUCAGACGCCGCUGUUGACUUCUACAGCUAUGAAAGCACCACUUCCACCGCCUGUAUCGGCGAUAGCCUCGGGAUCAGGAUCGACCCAUUCGCCAAGUCCUAGAGGUGGUGGGUAUAGUGGCGGAGGUGGGAAAAGUAGGAAGAGCAGUUGUGAACUAUGUCAUCAUAGGAAGAUCAAGUGCGAUCAACAAAGACCCUCUUGUUCAUCUUGUAUCCGUAAAGGUCAUUUCUGUAAAUAUGCAGAAGAAGCUGAACAAACUCAUCAAUCCACUUUAUCAUCAUCAUCAUCUUCUUCUUCUUCGAUACCUAAACCUCCUAUCAACCAACGCGCCAUGAGCGUUACAAUCGUCAAUGCUUCUGAUCCAUCUAUCAAAUAUACCAUGCCUGUACCCGCUGCCAACCCACAUAUGCCAGCUCUCAAAGUAGGCUACGGUCAGAAUAACAAUAACAAUCACCCUGAAUGGAAAGUUGCCGAUAGUGGAAGUGCAGAGAAGAAGAAAUCGGCAGAAAGGAGAGAAAGAAUCGUUUCUGGAUUCGAUAGUGAUUCAGAGGAUGAGAUCAAAGAGGGAAGUGUGAAGGGAAAAGGGAAUAACAAAUCUAAAGAUCUUGAUGGGGAAUUAGCUGCUUUGGUGGAAGGUGAAACGGAAACUAAACAGGAGGAAAUUGAUGAGUUGGAAGAUGAUAUGAAAGAGGGUAGUGUGGAGACUGAAGAUAAGGAUAAAGAAAAGAAAAGAGGUAUAGUAGUGGAUGAUGAUUUAUCGGGAGAGCUCCUUGAAUUGGCUUCCGCCCCACCCAAGAAAAAGAAGAAGCCCACUCCCACACCUUCAUCCCUGACCACUACAUCUCAACAAGGGUUCUCGCGACCUGCGCCUAAACCUAUCCCCAAUAGACCCUCAUAUGGAAGAUCAUCUCUUCCUGCUGGGGUCCUUCCCCCUACUCCUGCGACUAGCACUGCUGCUUUGUCAUUCACCAAUCGAGUAGAAAGCACUCGAUUCGACCCUUAUUCCACCCCAUUGCAGAACCUCGCCACUUCCCUUCCAUCUCCGGACAUGCAAAAUAUCUUAUUCAAUACAUUCUUCAAUGACCCAUUCUUGAACGAGGGGAUAUCGCUUCUCCAGCCGCAAUAUCUAGAUGACUUCAAAGGUCUCUUAGAGAGGAAGAAUACUAGACUCCAGCCUGGUGACGCUACGACUUUAGCCAAUGCAUUUGCAUUCCUCGCUACGGCUUUGAGGAUACUGCCUGACGAAACUAGUAAACUGCUGUUGGCUAGUCAAGUCUAUACGAGCGGAAGCACCACCACCCCUUCCCAAUUCCCCAGAUCACUCUCCAAAUUAAUCGCUUGUCAACCUGCCUCGAUGAACGAUGCCACGCCUCUUGAUCAAAGGUAUCUGGACCUGGCACUUGUGUCGGCUCAGAUAGCUGAACAGUCGGAUCCACCCAGUAUCAUGUUGGUCAUGCUCAAAUUGGUUUUAUAUCGAUUCUGCAUGUUGGGUCAUCGAAGGGAUAAGGUCGUUUUGGCUGGAAUGUGGUUGGCUCAAGCUGUCAAAGUUGCUCAAGCUUUAGGAAUGGGCAAGGAAUGGGAAGGGCUUACUCAAGGAGAGAGGGAACUAAGAAGAAGAGUUAUGUGGUCUUUGUAUGUCGCUGAUAGACAUCAUUCUUUCGAAACCUCGUUUCCUUACACCAUCAUGGAUGCUCAUCAAGGUAUUCACUUACCUUCCCCAAUGGCCGAAACAGAUUUGUACAAACUCCGGCCAGACAUCCGUGAACUUCCCGCUCAUGCGACCGAACUUGCUCCUACAGCAUGUACGGCCUUAUUCAUCCAUACGCAUCUCGCUCGACGUAUCACCCCAAUUUUAGAUUCGUUCGCUACGAUCUCGGCGGCCAAUACACCUCAUGAUCUCGUAUUGAGAUUCGACGCUUCGCUGGACGCCUUUCAAGAGGCCUUGCCACCAUAUUUCAGAUUAUUCCCAUUAACUGAAACUCGAUUCGAUUCUACUCAUCCUUAUCUUGUCGCUCAUCGGAUACGACUUCACUCUACGCUUUUAACUUAUCGAAUUGGUGUACAUCGCACUCACCUCUUAACUUAUCUUAUACCUACUACGCCUAGUGGUAUAAGACAGGUUAUAGCUCAAGUGUGUUUGGCAAGUUUGAGAGUUCAGAGAUCAUCCAAGAUGCUAGAUCCCAAAAUAACUUUUAGAUUAUUCAACCCUAUGGUCGUAUUUGAGAAUGCCUCUACGUUGGCCUUGAUAAUGUACGUCGAGAAAGCGUUGAAUUCCGAUAUGGAGGGAAUGGGGAGAUAUGUUAAUUCGAAUGAAUGGAUUUCCAUGAGAUCGGGAUUAGCAGAAGCGAAUGAGUUGUUGGAUAAUGUCCAACCUGGUGAAGGGCAGACGUACGCUAGGAAAGCUACGGCGGUAUUGAGAGAAUUAAUGAUCAAGUUGGAUACGCCAAUGUCUAUGAAAGUAAUACCUUCUCAACAAAUACCGAAUGAUGUAGAAAUGUCACCUUUGAAGAUUACCACUCCUUUAGACUCACACCGACCAAAUCAUCAUCACCAAUCACCCAACGCACCUUCUAUGUCGGUUUCUCCCAAAUCACAUGUCAACGUAAAUGACAAGCACUCUACAUCCAUGUCCAUGUCACCUCAGAAAUCGACUUCAUCUUCUUCAUCUUCUAACGGUAUACAGCAGAAACAAGGAGUGAUGAUUACUGAUAUCGUCACCUGGUUGGAGGAAUUGAGAAAAGGUGGGAUCAAUUUGGAAGUUUUGUUGAGGGAACCUGAGUGGGUAGGAGGGUGGGAAAGGAUCAUUAUUGGGAUGUAA